Molecule: messenger RNA, 225 nt
Organism: Paramecium pentaurelia
Lineage: Eukaryota; Ciliophora; Oligohymenophorea; Peniculida; Parameciidae
Source: the annotation of a GenBank genome assembly
AUGAGAUUCAAUUAGAAUAUACUUAAUUUAACAACCUAAUUGGAUUACUCUUUCGCAUAAAUCAAAAAGAAAUAUGAAGAUUUUUCGAAAUAAUUGGAGAAAAUAUAAAUACCAUUAUCAAAGAUAUCUCAAUGUUUAAGUAAAUAGGAUUAUUAAUAUAUGAAAGAAAAUUUAUAAGUGAUAAAUUGGAUUUAAUUAUUAUAAUUAAUAUACAAAUAUGAUUGA